AUGGACCUAGAUGAAAUUGAUAAGGUGAAGAUACAUGAAAAGGCUUUUAAAAGGAUGAGUAAUCUCCGUUUUCUAAAAUUCUAUAAAAGGUCAUUGCAACCGAAGAAAGAAGUUAGAUGGCAAUCACCCAAAACACUCAAUGAUUUUCCGGAUGAACUCAAGUUACUAAGUUGGCCAGGAUAUCCUAUGGAAUGCAUGCCUUCUAAUUUUUGUCCUGAAUAUUUGGUUGAACUCAAUAUGCCUAACAGCAAGCUUAAAAAGCUAUGGAAAGAAGUUGAGGAGCUUACAUACCUGAAGGAUAUGGAUUUGUCAGGAUCUAAAAGCCUGAAAAAGAUUCCAGAUCUUUCAACGGCGACCAAUCUUGAGACAUUGAAUCUUCACGGUUGUUCAAGCUUGGUGGAGCUUCCUUCUUCCAUUCAAAGUCUUAAUAAACUGACGGAUUUGAACAUGUCUGGAUGCACAAAUCUGGAGACACUUCCAAAUGGAGCCAACCUGAAAUCUCUAGUUCGCCUCGUUCUCACUGGUUGCUCACAGUUGAAGGUUUUCCCAGAUAUUUCGAGUAAAAUCGAAUCCAUCAUUGCCAACAAGACAGCUUUUGAAAGUUUUCCUUCUAAAUUGCGUCUUGAGAAUCUUGUUGAACUUCGCAUGGAGCACAGCAUGAGUCGAAGGUUAUGGGAGGGAGUUCAGCCUCUUACAAGCCUCACAAAGAUAAUGUUGUCCGGAUCACAAAACCUGAAAGAAAUCCCAGAUCUUUCACUGGCAACAAGUCUAGAGACACUAAAUCUCAAUGGUUGCUCUAGUUUGGUGGAGCUAACUUGUUCAUCAAUUCAGAAUCUUAAUAAACUAACCACCUUGGAAAUGACAGGAUGCUCAAGUCUAGAGACUCUCCCAACUGGCAUCAACUUGAAAUCUCUCUACCGCCUCAACCUCAAUGAAUGCUCGCGGUUGAAGAGUUUCCCUGAUAUCUCAGAUAACAUCUCAACCCUCAAUCUAAACCAAACAGCGAUAGAAGAAGUUCCUCCAUGGAUCGAAAACUUCUCCAAACUUGAAUCCUUGGAAAUGUGGAAAUGCAAAAAUCUAGCGACUCUUCCAACUGGCAUCAACCUAAAAUCUCUCUAUCGCCUCAAUCUCAGUGGAUGUCCACUGCUGAAAAGUUUUCCAGAUAUCUCAAGCAAUAUCUCCACUCUUUAUCUUAACCAAACAGCCAUUGAAGAAGUCCCUCCUUGGAUCGAUAACUUCUCUAGCCUUGAAGCCCUGGAAAUGUGGGAAUGCAGACAGCUAAGAUGCAUCUCACCAAACAUCUUCAAGCUUGAAAACCUUGGCGAGAUUUUCUUCUCGGACUGCGAGCAUUUGGCUGAAGUUAGCUUGCUAGACUGUCCGCAGGAGGAAGCAGGAGACACCAGUAAUACUUGCACUAAGUUGUCAUUGAUAAGUUUCACCAACUGCAUAAAUUUGAAUCAAGAAAACUUCAUUCAACAAUCAGCUUCCAAGUAUCUGAUCUUACCAGGUGUUGAAGUGCCCCCUUACUUUACACACAGAUCUGCUGGGAGCAUCUUUAACAUCCCUCUACAUCAUUCUUCUCUUUCUCAACAACCAGCCUUCAACUUCAAGGCUUGCGUCGUGGUUUCUGAUGUCGAUGCGAUUUCUGAAGGAACAGAAACCGCCAACCAUAAUCUUUGCUUUAUAGACAUUGAGGUACAUUGCCGGUUUAAAGACAGCCACGGGAACUACUCUGGGUCAACAGAGUCAAUAGAUUUCUCCUUACCUCAAGAGUAUGAUCAUCUGAUUAUAUUUGACUGUCCUUUCCGUCAAAACCAAGACAGCGGUGAAUCGAAUUGCGAACAAGUUGAGAUAGAGUUUAGUCUUGUUAGUACAGGGCUCAGACUAAUAGGAUGUGGUUUAAAAUGCCAAUGACUGCAUGUACCAUCUUCUUGUUAGUACCUAUUGGCCACUGUAACGUUUUUCAUACAUAUAUGGGGUUAAAAAUCAAAGUUUAAU
Molecule: messenger RNA, 1998 nt
Organism: Brassica napus (rape)
Lineage: Eukaryota; Viridiplantae; Streptophyta; Magnoliopsida; Brassicales; Brassicaceae
Product: protein SUPPRESSOR OF npr1-1, CONSTITUTIVE 1-like
Exons: 3
Coding region: 1-1914 (637 amino acids)
Biological process (GO): defense response
Molecular function (GO): protein binding
Source: RefSeq, a predicted model, not a curated record